GGGGGGGGGGGGGGAAAAAAGACACUUUUUUGAAUACGAUUGAAGAUAUGAGACUGGAGAUCAAGGUUCGCCGUUGCAAUCUUCUAAGCAGAGCCAUACUCCGGCCUCAUCUCACAAUUCCUCCAUUCUGUCGAGAUCUCAUUCUCCAUGAGCAACCCAGCCGUGGCUCUAUGGCUUCAAGAGAUCGCCGCCGCGAAAGCCAAGGCCCAAGCCAAAACCACCCCGGCGACUGACACAGCAACAAAGGCCCAGCAGCAGGAGCAACCACCUCACGGAACCUCCGAGGACACAACACCUACGACCACGCCCACGAUCACGACCAAACAUGCUCAGCCAACAUACGGGAUCAUCUCAUCCUACAACCUACGAACACGAAAAAAGCAGCUCCACUUGGUCUUGCCUCCAGAACCGAUCAAGCCCGGACCGGGCGAAUGCUGCGGGAACGACUGUGUACCCUGUGUGAAUACGCUCUACUGGGAGGACAUGGUCGCCUACCGAGAGCGCGUCAAGAAGUUGAGAGCACAGUAUGAGGAUGCCUGUCGUGCGCUCGAAUCCGGAAACGAUCUCGACGGAUGCGCUGGCUCCACAGGAGUGGAAGGCGACGAUCACCGAAAAGAUCGCGAGGAAGAAAAUGAGGACGGAGGACUGAGUAUUCGAUCGUAUCGAGCAUUCAAGAUCCUCAGGAAGACUCUCCUCACCGACAACACACUCCUCAUCGUCUGCGAUCUCCCGUACCCUUCACCACCACCAUCCAAGACGAUCACGGCCUCAAUUCAAGACGGACAACACGAUCAUUAUCUUGAACAUCGUGCUCGGGGGAGUGGAAACCCGAUAAACAGUAUGUUCCAUAUCCUGAUCCGCUUCCAGCACGGGGACCAGUUCCUGACCAAGGCCUUCACACCCAUCGAUCUGUCCCACUCUUCCUUAGCCGACACUGGUACUGGUACUGGCAUCCAUAACAACAAGAUGGCAUUCAUGGUGAAGUUGUACCCAUCUCCGCAUCUGACCUCUGAGCUGUUCCGGGCCUUGACGGUCUACGACCCCAAAAGCGAAGACCCCGAUCAGCGAGGGGUCUUGUACUUGCGUGGACCUAUUCUCACAACCCAAGAUCGACGCCAGAACCGCGACCAGGAGUUGGUCAUGGAGGCACAGGCAAGGGCAGAGGCACAGGCAGAGGCAGAGGCAGAGGCAGAGGCAGAAGCAGAGGCAGAGGCAGAGGCGAAGGCGAAGGCGAAGGCAAAGGCAAAGGCAAAGGGGCGAGAAAGGAUUGUGAUGAUUGCAGCAGGAUCGGGGAUUACGCCCAUGUACCAGGUGCUCAGAGCUGUGCAUCACCAACAACAGCAAGAUCACCACCAUCAGGAACAGGAGCAAGCGCAGCGGGGAGAGGAAGCCACAGAGACAGAGACAGAACUAGAUCUGAUUUAUUGUAACAGGACAUCGGAUGAGAUCUGGUUACGCCAAGAACUGGAGGAGUUCUCUUUCCACUCAGACAGGGACGACCAUUCCAGGCCAACAAUAGCAACGGCAACGACGACUACAGAGAUUCAGGAGAGAAGACAGUUGAUCAGGAAGAGAAGAGUCCGUAUCCAACAUGUGUUGUCCUCUUCUACAGCGCAUCAUCAUCACUAUCAUCAUCAUCAUGAUAGUGAAGAUACAGCCGAUCGACCUGGGUUGGGACGGACCCAUACAGGAAGUCGGAUCACGCUGGAGCUGGUACGGGAUGUACUGCUACAAGGACGCCUAAACGAUGCACAGGAUAACGAUAACAAUAACGAUGCCGACGGCGGACCCAAUCCAGACGCGAGGACGGAUCCAAUUGAAAGGGAGUACCUACGGAUUCUGGUCUGUGGACCUCCUUCCUUUAAUGAAGAUGUCUCCAAAAUGUUGAAUCAACUCGGAUACCGAGAUUCAGAGACGUGUGAAGUACAUAUCUUGGAAUAAAAAAAAAAAAACAACAGCUAGC
This is a messenger RNA of Gamsiella multidivaricata, 1963 nucleotides long. RefSeq lists its product as uncharacterized. The transcript has a single exon. The record is from RefSeq and is a predicted model, not a curated record. Gene Ontology annotation, molecular function: oxidoreductase activity. Bases 148 to 1941 code for a protein of 597 amino acids. Lineage: Eukaryota; Fungi; Mortierellomycota; Mortierellomycetes; Mortierellales; Mortierellaceae.